Salvia splendens (bonfire salvia) is the source of this 1519-nucleotide messenger RNA. RefSeq names its product mitochondrial uncoupling protein 2. Gene Ontology annotation, biological process: transmembrane transport. Bases 94 to 1143 code for a protein of 349 amino acids. NCBI's taxonomy places the organism in Eukaryota, Viridiplantae, Streptophyta, Magnoliopsida, Lamiales, Lamiaceae. The transcript has 8 exons. The record is from RefSeq and is a predicted model, not a curated record.
ACUCCGUUUCAUAUCAUAUGUCACUAUACCGAUUUACUGCUACAAAAAGCCUAUUUUUCUGUUGAGACUACAAAAUCUAUUUUCUGAUCUCCAAUGGCGGAUCCGUUGCAGAUCUCUUUCGCCGGAAUAUUCGUCUGCAGCGCUUUCGCUGCCUGUUUGGCCGAGAUUUGUACCAUUCCUUUAGAUAUUGCUAAAGUGAGGCUUCAACUCCAAAAGAGAGUUCCUCUAGGUGAUUCAAUAGCUGUCCCAAAAUACAAGGGCUUGUUGGGUACAAUUACUACCAUAGCAAAAGAAGAAGGGUUUUUUGCACUUUGGAAUGGGGUGGUACCUGGUUUACAUCGGCAAUACCUUUAUGGAGGCUUAAGAGUCGGACUGUAUCAGCCUGUGAAGGCAUUCAUUUCUGGAACUCAUUCGGCAGAUGUUCCCUUAUUCUUUAAAAUAUUAGCUGCUCUUCUUACUGGUGCUAUAGCAAUAACUGUGGCAAAUCCUACUGACCUCGUCAAAGUUCGGCUUCAAGCUGAGGGUAAAUUGCCGGUUGGAGUGGCGAAACGUUAUAGUGGUGCUUUGCAGGCAUAUUAUGCCAUAGUCAAGCAGGAAGGAGUGGCAGCUUUGUGGACAGGGCUUGGGCCAAACAUUGCAAGAAAUGCAAUUGUAAAUGCUGCCGAAUUAGCUAGUUAUGAUCAAGUCAAAGAGACAAUUUUGAAAAUUCCAGGAUUCACAGACAAUGUUUUAACACAUAUCUUAGCUGGUUUAGGUGCAGGAUUCUUUGCUGUCUGUAUUGGCUCCCCCAUCGAUGUGGUUAAAUCUAGAAUGAUGGGAGAUUCAGUUUAUAAAGGCACUGUGGAUUGCUUCUUCAAAACAUUAAAAACUGAGGGAUUAUUUGCCUUCUACAAGGGGUUCUUACCAAACUUUGGUCGGCUUGGUUCGUGGAAUGUCAUCAUGUUUUUGACUCUCGAACAAGUAAGACAAUACAUCUUUUGGGGACACAAUUUCCACAUGAUGAGAAAAAAAGUGAAUAUCAAACUAGAGACUUCAAUAAUUGCAAUAUUUUUGGGUUUAGAAAGAGAGCAGAUUCAGUAUUUGUUUCCAAUUAUAAAUACCUAUCUUCCAUCUCUUUUGCAGGUGAAAAGAUUAUUUUUCUAAUGAUAAGUUAGAAUAUGUAUGUAUGAUCACCACCUAUUCUUUUGUUUGUUUGGCAACGAGGAGAGUCAGAUUUCCCAUAUCUAUAUAUACUGGUAACAUAAGCUCUUCUAGAAGCUUCCUUUUAUCAGUAACACAAGAGUAUCAAAAUAUACAUGCGAAUAUAAUGAUAUUUUUUGUCAUUUGGAAUCGGCAUUGACUUCGAUGGAGAACUUUGCUGACAAAUUCUGAAGCCAGAGAGCUCAUCUCCACAGCUUAUGGAGUAAUUGUUUUUGUAAUCGUGUUUAAUAUAUACUCUAGUAAGAGUCAUGUACGAUUGUAACAAUACAACAUUUGUAUUAUUAAAUUAUGUUAAUGCUCACUUUAUUCUUAUCAAUUA